AUGGAUAAAGAUUUGAAAAGAAAAUUAGAGCUUCCAUUUUUUGGAAGAAAAAAAGCAAACAACGAUGCAAAUGCAAAGACAAAGACAAGUAAAGCAGAAUUCAAUCUUGGAGAUCUUCCCACUGAUCCAGGUUUAAGGAUCCCAAUUUUGAAUUAUAAUCCAAAUAUUCGAGACCAAGUUAGAAGCCAUUAUAUGCAAAUGGAUCCUUGUCAACCUCGACAUCAUGAUUUUCCCAAGAAAAAAUGUGGACAAGCAUUUAGAAUAUUUAAUCCUGAUUGGUUUGAUGAUUAUAAUUGGUUGGAAUAUAGCAUAGAAAAAUAUGUUGUAUUUUGUUUGUGGUGUUAUCUUUUCAGACCAACCGGUGGUAAAAAGCCAGGCAACCAAUCUUUUGUUAUUGAAGGGUUUUCAAAUUGGAGAAAGAUAGAAAGAUUAGUACUCAUGUUGGACAUGUUGAAAGACAUCGUUAAUGCUGCCGCAGUUGAAACGACCAAUAUUAUUAUCAAAGGUAUUGGAGAUUCUCUUUUCUCUAUUUUAGUUGAUGAAUCUCGUGAUAUAUCGACAAAGGAGAAAAUGGCUAUUGUGUUGCGUUAUGUGGACAAGAAUGGACAUGUGAUUGAACACUUUAUAGGCAUUGAACAUGUUCCUAACACUACUGCUUUGUCUCUUAAGGUUGCAAUUGAUAACUAUUUUCAAGAUAUGGGUUGA
This is a messenger RNA of Humulus lupulus (European hop), 705 nucleotides long. RefSeq lists its product as uncharacterized. The transcript is spliced from 2 exons. The coding region runs from base 1 to 705 and encodes 234 amino acids. The record is from RefSeq and is a predicted model, not a curated record. Lineage: Eukaryota; Viridiplantae; Streptophyta; Magnoliopsida; Rosales; Cannabaceae.